Fusarium vanettenii 77-13-4 is the source of this 1512-nucleotide messenger RNA. RefSeq lists its product as uncharacterized. The coding region runs from base 1 to 1512 and encodes 503 amino acids. The transcript is spliced from 4 exons. NCBI's taxonomy places the organism in Eukaryota, Fungi, Ascomycota, Sordariomycetes, Hypocreales, Nectriaceae. Gene Ontology annotation, molecular function: catalytic activity. The record is from RefSeq and is a predicted model, not a curated record.
AUGCCUCCUCAACAGCCUUCCCUCCAGGAAGAGUCGGCACGUGUCUUCCACGAAUUCUUAUUAAAUGACACAAGGCUCGGUCUGCCAGCCAGGGUCCGCGAACUAGCCAAGAAGACUACCUUCGAUGCGGGUACUGUGUCUGCACCAUAUAUUCCUGCACCGCUCAAAAUAACCGAGUCCAGCGCGGCACUCUGGGCCUUGGCGGCAACUUACGCAAACGCCAUCGCGCAUGAACGAUACGGCAUUGAGCAAAGUGUCACCGUCAACACCGACCUUGCGAGUCUCUUUCUAGUCUCCGGUCUCAUCCCCCGCGUUGAUGGGAAACCUUUGACAGAUCCCGACCUUGCUGCGCGGUAUGCCGUCCUGGACUCGGAUAGAACUCUUUCUAUGAUGAAGCUCCCCCUUCAUAGAACCGAUAUCACGGAUGAGAUGGAAAUUAUCCAGGAAUAUUGCAAGGCGGUUUCUCAACACAACAGCGAGUGGCUGGAUAUUGAAGCCAACGAGCAUUGCCGACAGGCCGGUACUGUCUGUCUCACUCCCGAUGAGUUCCAUUCAUCUGAGCAGGGAAAGGCCAUCGCAAACGAUGCCAUCUAUUCCACCGAACAAUUCGACAUAGACACGCUACCGCCUAUAAUCGACAUCUCGCGAGUCAUUGCAGCGCCGACAAUUUCGAAACUAGCCGCACUCUAUGGUGCCACCGUGGUCAGAGUGUCUUGCGCAUCCCAGCCUGAGCUUGGGAUGUUGCUGAUUGACGGCAAUCUCGGCAAACACGACACGACAAUUAACCUUAAAUCCAUCGAGGGACGAGAACAGCUCCUGCAGCUGAUGCAGGAUGCUGAUGUGGUUGUUGAUGGAUAUCGGCCUGGGGCAUUGGAAAAGCUUGGUUUCGGACCUCGAUACCUCCGAGAGGUAGCAAAGCGGCGACAGAAGGGAAUCGUGGUCGUGAGAGAGAAUUGUUACGGCUGGCAUGGCCCCUACGUCCACCGAAGUGGCUGGCAGCAGAUUUCGGACUGCUUCACGGGUGUUAGCUGGCUUGUUGGCAAAUUCCUUGGGCUCGAUGAGCCAGUGGUUCCAUCUCUGCCUAAUUCAGACUAUCAGACGGGUAUUAUAGGUCUAAUUGGCAUUCUUGCGGCGAUCGACAGGCGGGCAAACGAAGGUGGAAGUUACCUGGUGGAUAUCUCACUCAACCAGUAUAACCAAUUCCUCCUUUCCCUUGGUGAGUAUCCAAAGGCGGUACAACAAGCGAUCCGAGCUCAGCACCUCGACCUCGAACUCCGUCAUUACCAUACCAUCUUCGCUGCAACACAGAAGAUGGUCAAGUCUUUGCAGACGUCGGUGCCGAGUUUGUUCAAAGACGAGUACUGGGAUGAAAUCGAGUCCAAUUUUGGCAAGGAGGACGGAAAGUUGGAGACUUUGACCUACGUUCGACCACCUACAAAGUUUGAGGUAACUGAGCUUGGUUACGAUGUUGGAAGCUGCUUUCCUGGUACUUACGAGCCUCGGUGGCCAUGA